AUUCUUCUCUCAAUUGUCGCAAAAAGAAAAGAAAAAAAAAAUGAAAGGAAGAUCUGGGGCGAUUCGGGGAUGUUCUCAAUUGGGAUUGAGGAAGGGGAAGGGGAAGGGGAAGGAGACGAAGGUGUGUGGGUUAUCGUCGUUGCCAGAUGAGAUGGUUUGGAACUGCCUGGCUAAAGUAUCGAGAUGGGACCUGGCGGCCUUCGGUAUGACCUCCAAGGCACACCGGUAUUUCGCAAUCUCUCCUUAUCUCUGGGACUGGAGAUGCCGGAUGGGUCGCCUGGAGCCAUCUUACUACAUGUGCUUGCACAUAUUUCCAGAACCCAUCCCACGGUGGUUCAUCCUCCACCCGGUUCAACGUCUGCUGAAACCGAUCGACUCGUACGCGUAUCAGUCUCCAGAAUCAGGAUCCUCUUUCGUGGUGGUGGCUUGGCGUAUAUUUAUCAUCGGGGGACUCGUAGACGGCAAACCCACAUCGGAAGUCGCGGUGUUCGAUUGUUUCGAGCAUAAGUGGUACAAACUCCCCCCCAUGAAGAUGCCUCGUGCUUACGCCUCAGCAAGCAUGAUAGACAACAAGAUAUACGUGUUUGGAGGGUGCGGAGAUGACUCAAACUGGGCUGAGGUAUACGAUAUCGCCACCUGUACUUGGGAUUUCUUGUGUGUGCCAACUCGGCCAAAGAAUAUCAAACAAAGCGUGGUGAUAGACAAAAAGGAGGUUUACGCAGUGGAUGAGGAUGGUCAAAGCUUCUCCUUCUCCCCAAGCAAACUGUUUGUGUCAUGCGGCUUAAAAACAGAUUCUUCUAAGCCAGGUGACAGAGACGACUGGUGUUUGAUUAGAGGAUUCUUAUUUUCCCCUGGUCCCCGCGGGACAAUACUGUGGUGUUUGCCACACGAGUUGGAUUGGAAGGAAGUCAAGGGUUUGGAAGAGCUGCAAAAACAACAUCACCAUCUUGCUGAAUACGGUAUCAGCAAACUCUCCACAACCUAUGCAAAUUCCUACCUUGUCAUCUUCUGGAACGCCCAGCCUGCUGAUAGUUUGGAGCUUUGGUCCGCCCACAUUUUCCUCGGUAAAAUUGGACCAGAGGUUUGGGGAAAGAUUCAGUGGUCCGGUUCUGUCUACAAACUCGACUACCCUCUCACAGACUCAAAUAGAGUUAAGGUCGUGUUUGCUGGUACUGCCUUUACUUGAUCAUGUUCUUAAUUACUCCUUGUUUCAAACUAUAUAUAUUUAUUGAUACCAUCUCUGACUCAUUGACGGGGGAUCUAAGUUGUUUUUUUAAAAAAAAAAUUUAUAUAUUUUGCAA
Molecule: messenger RNA, 1301 nt
Organism: Raphanus sativus (radish)
Lineage: Eukaryota; Viridiplantae; Streptophyta; Magnoliopsida; Brassicales; Brassicaceae
Product: F-box/kelch-repeat protein SKIP6-like
Exons: 1
Coding region: 41-1186 (381 amino acids)
Molecular function (GO): protein binding
Source: RefSeq, a predicted model, not a curated record